AUGGGCUAUGGUGCCUCUCCAGCCGAGAGCUCUGGUUCCCCUGAGCAGAUCCUACUUGGCGGGAGUAGAUGCUGUCGCUCCUUCAGACGCUCCGGGGAAGCCGAGCCCUGCGAGGCCGGGGUCCGGGGCCAGCCCCUCGCUUUGCGGGUGAGGAAGCGCAGCCAAGUUCUGCGAGACGCCCGGGGUUCGCAUUCCAGCCCCUCCCUCAGGAGCACUCAGGAGUGGGGAGGUUACAGGCCUCCCGGGGCACAUCUCUGUUCCCAAACGAGGAUGGCUUUGACACCCCGUCACCUGGCGCCGGGGCAGGGGCAGGCUGGCCCCGGGUCCGAGUGGGCAGCCGGGUCGGGAGCCACUCUGUUCCUUCGGCACCAGGGGCUCAUCCUUCCCCGCGCCCGCUCCGCGCCUCUCGCCAUCACUGUCGCCCAGCCCAACCCCAGCAUCCCCCACAUCCCAGAGAAGCCAGCUCACGUGAUCCCAGAGUCAGAGAACCAAGAGGAAAGGGGCUGUGAGCACCGGGGCCCCCAACCCCCCGGGGGAGUCAGGCUGGAGAGGCCAGAGCUCCAGAUCCUUCCCUGGACGUCUAGCCUGUCCAUCCAGUCCUCACAUCUGCACCGGUGGCCCAGCACAUGGCCUCAGGAAACACCGCGGGGCCGGAGAUUCCCGCAGGCCUACUCUGGGCAAGCUGCAUCCUCAGACCAGCGUACUGACGUCCUCACCCCGCUCCCUAGUAAUGGCCUCAUUCGGAAACUGGACAAGGGGAACUUGGGCCAGCAGGCACAGACACUACAGCCCACGAAGAUAAGGGCAGAGCUGGAGCGGAUGCUUCUGUGCUCGGACCACACCCAGAUUGCCGGCAGCCGCUAG
Molecule: messenger RNA, 864 nt
Organism: Rangifer tarandus platyrhynchus (Svalbard reindeer)
Lineage: Eukaryota; Metazoa; Chordata; Mammalia; Artiodactyla; Cervidae
Source: the annotation of a GenBank genome assembly